CUGUACGUGUAUUUCGUCAUUUCUCUGACUCAAGGUUUUGAGAACAUUUCCUCAAUCUUCACUUAAAUAUUUGUUGUUGCUUAAUGUAUUGUACUGUGUAGCGUACUACAGUUCGUGAUAUUUUGUUUCCUUUAGUUUAUCGGUAGCGUCAGAAAAUGGAAUUAACUUUGUGAUUACUUUCUUUUCUCGAGUUUAACGCGGAGAUUAACAACGGCCGUUGGAUAACUGUGAUUUUACCAUAAAUAUGGCAUCAAAAUUGAGUAUAGUUUAUGAGGAGAUCCCAGUAACCGCUUUAAACUGCAGUUUCCGAAAGAAACUCGGGCUGUAUUUGAAUCCAACAAACACAGUGGCAGCAGACUGGAGGACGGUUGCCGAAAUGAUGGACUUUACCUACCUGGAGAUCAAAAAUUUCGAGAAAAGAGACUAUCCCUUUGAAAAGGUCCUAACGGAGUGGGAAACUCGUCCAGAGGCAACAGUAGCAAGUCUACUGUCGUUUUUAGAAAAAGCUGAACGGAAAGAUAUUAUAUCAGACCUCAAAGAAAUUAUAGAUGAUGACUGCAGGAAGUAUUUGGAAAGACAGCAGAGGAAGCCUGUCCAGGUUCCGGUGGUGGACAGCUGUGGGCCGCGCACACAGGAACGAGAAGGCAUCACGCUGUUUGAUGAUCCACAAGGAAUUACACCGGAGACCUUUGAUGCUUUCAUCUGCUACUGUCAGAGUGACUUCCAGUUUGUGCAUGAGAUGAUAAAACAGUUGGAACAGACCGAAUACAACCUGAAACUGUGUGUGUUUGAUCGAGACGUCCUUCCUGGCACAUGCGUGUGGACCAUCGCCAGUGAGCUCAUAGAAAAAAGGUGCAAGAGGAUGGUGGUGGUCAUUUCUGAUGAUUAUCUGGACAGUGAUGCAUGUGACUUUCAGACUAAGUUUGCACUCAGUCUUUGCCCAGGAGCUCGGUCUAAACGCCUAAUCCCUGUGGUCUACAAAUCCAUGAAGAGGCCUUUUCCCAGCAUUCUCCGUUUUCUGACCAUCUGUGAUUACACCAAACCCUGCACACAGAUCUGGUUCUGGAAGCGGCUGGCCAAGGCGCUCUCACUGCCCUGAUCUCCUCUAUAGACACUGUUAAAGCUUUACUAUGCAGUCAUCACUGGGUACAACUACUCUCUGAAGGAUGAAGGGAAAAUACCUAGUGAUUUGUGCUUGCUUGGGAGAGUUUCUCAGACUCAGUAGCGAGUCCAGCUUAUGAACUUUCAAGAAAGGUACUUUACACCCGCCUUAAUCAAAAGGUUGCUCAGCUUUUCAGAGCAAAUCCCUACAGAUGGUUAUUCAUUUUCGUUUCUUGUCACAUUUACAAUUUGCAGCGGUGGGUUUAUUUUAGUGCUUUUGCAGGUGAGAUCUAAAUGUGCAUCAACUAUUUUGUUUGUAUGAAAUGAAUGAAAUAUAUUUGUGCAUGUUAUGUUUGCUCUUUGUACUCAACCUUUCUUGCUAAGUUAGCAGCUUAACGCAGAUGAACAGAUUUUAAUUUUUAUCUCGGUCACAGUCACAGUCAUGGUUGGUUAACCAUGUUUUUAUGUCUUCAGUACCUCAAACUUCCUUUGACAGAACUUGCUUAUCAAUCUGUUAGAUCAGAACUUUUAUAUUUGUUAUGCAUUGUACAUGCAGAUGAAUAUAUAUCGGCUGCUGUGCAUAUGGCAUUGAUGGUUACUCAAAAGCAUAUUCAUAUUUCACAGAUCAGGUCUGUGUAUAUAGAUCAACUUGCCACAUUUACCACACUUCCUGUUCGGGGAAACUCUACUGAAGCGGUGAGAAAUUCGUCUGAAAAAAAAAUCUUCUGAAGCUGAUAAGGAAAACAAACGAGUAGCAACUUCUGCUGCAAACAUUGCAGAUUUUAAGAUAGAAAUGUGUUUGUUUACGGACAAAAUACUAGAAUAAUACUAAACGUCUUUUUAAACGACAUUUUAUAAUCAUAUCAUAAAAUUCAUAUUAUAUUUGCCAUGUUCGCAGGUGCACGCACUGCGCUGGUCCACCUAUGGCUGAGAUUUCUGGUUCAUUAUCCGUAAUAAGGAGAAGAAUAACAACGUGCAAACAUUAAUACUGUUUGCACUACAAACCAGUGUGUUCAUUAUUAAGAUAAUACAUUAAAAUAAUAUGGUAAGACACACCAAUUUACCAUAUCAAGCAGCAAAAUGAGAAAAUUUACCACACUCCUAUGGGGAAAAAAUUAGGUGGAUGACAUGGAACUUAUUCUUGAGAAUAUUGUCAUUGUUCCUCAUUUAAUAGGAUUUUCCUGUGUCUUCAGUUUUACUUUUCAUUCUGAUUUUUUGUAUCCCUUUAACUCACACCACAGUUUCCUAAAGACAUCAUCCUUCAGGAAGUGACAAGUUUUAGCAGGUUUUGAUGAAUUUUGUGAAGUUUUAUUGGCUUGUCUUAUUUAAUAUUCCUAUCCAACAUUCGACGAUGAUUUUAGAGAAAUUAUUAUUAUGAAAAUCUCAAAGAAUAGUUUAAAUAGAUAAAUAAAUAGAAUUACGUAUGGGCUUGUUAAGUGAUGACGUAAUGCGUCCAACGAACGCUGUUUCCGGGUCCAAACCCAAACUCAUUUCACUAUCUCAGCAGCCGUUUAUAAGCACUGUUUAUUUAUAUUCAACAUUUAUGCUAAACGCUUUUAAAUUAACGGUGUACGCUAACUUUACCGUCUCUGUGCUCACAACGUCCCAACACAAAUAAUUUAUAUAUUUAUUUAUUUAUAUUAUAUUUUCAUUGUAUGACUAUCUGGGACUUACGGUAUGGAGUUCAAGGGUAACGUUAUUAUUAUAUUUUUAUUGGUAGUAUUAUAUCACAUUGUUAGUGUAUAAUUAGUACCGUUUGUUGUUUUCUCAUGUCAUCUGACAGAGCAUUUGGAUCCGGAAGUCACGGAAGAGGUGACGCUUGACGUCAGACUUAACAAGCGAAUAUUCUUUGAUUAGAAACAUCUACAUUUAGCGCUGUAUUUCCAUAAUGAAGCUGUAAUAAAAAAAAAAUCUUAAACCUGCAGGCUUACCUCUAGAAGUCCUAUAGGGUCAUUCCGUGUUAACGGAGAUCGCCGGCUUAAGUUUUUGAUUUUGCUAAUAUUUUUUUCUGAGGAAAGAUAAACGUGUAUAGUGAUGAAAGCCAAAAUAUUAAAUGUCAUGGAUGUGUAUUUACUAAAUAUAUAUAGGCAUUUUCCACCUGAGAUUAAAAGGCAAUUUAAGGGGGUAAAAAUUAUUUUAGAAAGUUUGCAGCAUCCUCAUAUUAUUUUUUACACCGAGAUUGGUAAUUCUAUUAGUAAAAUCUGUUGACUUCAGCAAUCUUUGUUACAUUAUGUGCCUAUGAUGACCAUUCAAAAAUGGGGAAACAGCACUUUUCAAGUUUUUGCUCCAAAGUUUGCAUGUCUGUAUCUCAAGAAGUAUUAAAGAUAUUUUAAUGUUGGUUCUUAACAAACUUGAAUUCUGGCGUCUUAAUUUUUUAAGGCUCCACAUGGUUCGGUUCCAGAGGUAUUGGAAUGUCAAUAUGGUUCCAGGGGAAAACCAAAUGAGACUUC
Molecule: messenger RNA, 3551 nt
Organism: Labeo rohita (rohu)
Lineage: Eukaryota; Metazoa; Chordata; Actinopteri; Cypriniformes; Cyprinidae
Gene: myd88
Product: MYD88 innate immune signal transduction adaptor
Exons: 5
Coding region: 245-1099 (284 amino acids)
Biological process (GO): positive regulation of canonical NF-kappaB signal transduction; MyD88-dependent toll-like receptor signaling pathway
Molecular function (GO): TIR domain binding
Source: RefSeq, a predicted model, not a curated record